AUGCGGGUGCUGGGAGAGGAUGCAGGGAGUCGGGGAGAGGCUGCAGGGGAACUGGAAGCGUAUUCAGAUGCCUUUAUUUUUUUCUCUUGCUUUUGUCAGGAGAAACUGUGUUCUCAGAAAGCAUCACUGAAGGUAUUUUUAACUUGUGGGCCUGGGGCAGCCUGUGCCUUGACUUCACUUUUAUUUCCAAGAAGCACAAUGAUUUACUGUUCCCAUGAGCAGUCUCCCUACCAGGUUCUCUAUGGAGAACCACACAUCUUUAAGGAAAUCCUGGUUUUGCAGUUCCACAUCUCCCCAGAUGUCUUCUUCCAGAUCAACACAGUUGGGGCUGAUAUUCUCUACCAGACAGUCAGGGAGUUAAGUCAGCCUGAUGAAAACACCAUCCUUCAUGAUGUCUGUUGUGAAACUAGUGAUGUGAUUGGUCUUUCUCUUGUUCGCCAAGUAUCCAGGGUCCUUGGUACUGAGAUAGUGGAGAAGGCUGUAGAGGAUGCCAGAUGGAAUGCAGUAUUGAAUGGAAUCGCAAAUCAUAAGUUUCACAGUGGAAAGGCAGAGACAGUGCUACCACAGAUCCUGAUGUCAUGGGAUGAUGCCUAGUCCCUUCUUGCUGUGGUGAACCCCUCCUGGGCUGGAUUCCAUUACAGUGUAGUGAGGGCCGUUCAAAACUGUGAGGCCAUCCAGACACUGAUCUAUGUCUCCUGCAAGCCAGAUGGAGAAGUCAUGAAGAACUUCCUUGAGUUUUGCUGUCCACUGAAUGCUGAAAAGAAGUUGGUAGGAAAGCCAUUUGCCCCUCCGUUGGCUGUACCAGUUGGCAUGUUUCCUCAUAUCAAAGACUGUGAGGUGGUACUGCUCCUCUCCCACUGA
Molecule: messenger RNA, 861 nt
Organism: Alligator mississippiensis (American alligator)
Lineage: Eukaryota; Metazoa; Chordata; Crocodylia; Alligatoridae
Gene: TRMT2B
Product: tRNA methyltransferase 2 homolog B
Exons: 7
Biological process (GO): RNA processing
Molecular function (GO): RNA methyltransferase activity
Source: RefSeq, a predicted model, not a curated record